Molecule: messenger RNA, 4082 nt
Organism: Eupeodes corollae
Lineage: Eukaryota; Metazoa; Arthropoda; Insecta; Diptera; Syrphidae
Exons: 5
Coding region: 528-4031 (1167 amino acids)
Biological process (GO): cell adhesion; extracellular matrix organization
Cellular component (GO): extracellular matrix
Molecular function (GO): cell adhesion molecule binding
Source: RefSeq, a predicted model, not a curated record
CCUGUGAAGUUGUGGAUUAGUGAAACAACAACAAAAUAAUCCAAUCCCUCUGAGUCAGUGUGACACCCACCACAAAAAGACGUUUCGGGAUUUUUUGUGUUUUUUUUUUGUUGUCUUCUUCUUGUAUUACUAUUGUACCGUUCGGUAGAGAUAUUUUUAAAUUAUAAAUUAAUAAAACUUCUCGUGCUUCGGCACCUCAAAAGAGAACAUCCUAAACUUUCCAUUAUUUUUCUUAUUUAUUAAUAGUUGAAGAGAAUUUUUGCAGAUGUGCCUUCGUGUUUGUUGAAUAUACACUAAAGUUUUUAUUUUUUGUUGUUAAUUUGCAUAAAUUAAAUUUAGAAAAAAAAAUUUUUAAACGAAAUUUUUAUGUUAAAGUGGAUUUUACUUUCAUUAAUUUGAAUAAAAAGAAAUUCAAAUUCAUAAAUAGAGAUACAGAAAUUCUCAAAAGAUACAAACCAAAACGAAAAUAAGUUUAAAAUUUGUGAAAACUGAAAUUAUAAUUUAUACAUCAGAAGAUAAGAAUCGAUAUGAAGUUGCAUUUAGUGUUAUUGGGCACUUGUUGCCUGUUUGUGGCCACAAACUCUCAAGGAUAUAACAAUAAUAGGGUGCUAAAUGAUGUGAAUGCUCAAUAUCGUCGACCUGUUACUACACAACAACACAUUCUUUCCGAUGUGCAACAACAUCAGCAGAGGUACAACAACCAGCAGCAGCAGCAACUACAACAACAACCCAACUUCUUUGUCCAACAAAAUCCAAGUUUGGACAUUCAACAAAGAAUACAAAAUCUACCACAGCCACUUCGAUUUACGCAAAAUAUUCAACAGCAACAACAACAACCACAAAUACAACAACAGCAACAGCAGCAACAACAACAACAGCAAAUUUUAAGGGCACCAACAACCAGUAUUACUCCACAACAGGAUUCACUAAUCGGAUUUGUACCAAACUACGUUAGUAAUCCUCAACUUCUUCAAUCACAACCCCAACCACGACCUCAACAACAACAGCAACAACAAUUCCAGCGAUCAGUGCACAAUCAAAUUCAACAAGCACCUUUUCCAACAAUUUCAAUUCCAACACCAGGAGUUCCACAACCACAAGGCACAUCUGAUAUCCACACGCAGAACUUUCUGACUCUGAGGAAUCUGGGUCCCCAAGUUGGUCCUCAACAAAGUCUCCCCCAGAGGUCUUUCAGUAAUACGCUUUACAAUCCAUUACAACCACAAUUCCAACAUCAAUCUCAACAACAACCCCAACAACAACAACAGCAACAACAAUAUCAACAACCAAUUGAACAACAGUUCUCAACUACACCUCAAUUCCAGCAGAACCAGAAUAUCCGCCCGACAGCUCAAACCGAACAAAAACUCCCUCGACAAGACGCCAAUCAACAAUUCUCUACAUCUCCACAAGCUAUAUUUAACAAUCAAGCUUACAAUCCACAACCAUCACAGCUGCCAGCUUCUUCAUUGCUUCCAUAUAUUCCACAACCACAACUUCCGCCUCAGAACCAACAACAACAACAACCUCAACAGAUUAUCUCUCGGCCACAGCAACAUCCACAUUAUACAAACCUCCCCGAAAUACCACCUUUUGAUACUCCAGUUGUGAGCCCUGAACAGGAAUACAAACAGAAGUUGAUUCAGAAACACGAACAAUUCGUCCAGAAACAAUAUGAAAAGUCUCAAAAUAAAGUCAAGCAGCUUCAUGAGGAUUUCGUUCAUAAACAACACACCAUCAAGCAGGAUGUUCCUUUGAGGCAUUCCCAACACCAAUCUCAAGGUGGCCCACCUCGCAGUCGUCCCGUUUAUGCCUCUGAGCUGAAUCAGUUUAGUGAAGCUUUAAAGAAGUACCACAUUGAACACCCCACAACAACUACCACGACAACAACUCAAGCCACCACAAGUUCAGCAAGGCCAGUUGAGAGACAACCAAGACCUGAUGGUGAACGAAGCAAAACACCCAAGACCAAAAAGACUAUUGGACGAGACGAGCUGUUGAAACAGCUCAAAGCUGCCCUCGCUGAAGCACCUCAAAAUGAUUUGGGUGAUAAACCUUACGAAACAAUGGACCUAGUCUUGCCAAGUGGAGAAAGAGUUCAAGUUAUCCGUACCCAAGAUCCAAAUUUAAUCAAAGGUCAACAAGCAAUCAGUCAGGAUCAACUUAAUGCUCUAAUAGCAAGUUCAAAUGGAAAGUCAGCCUCCAAGAGUUCAUCAAGAACUGUUGUGAGUGAGUUGCCUGACAAGCUAAAAGGAAUUAAACUUCCAGAGGGAGUUCAGAUUGUCAAAGCACCAGACAAUGCCGCGAAUGGUGAGGGUGGCUUAGACUUAUCGAGCUUGGCAAGCCUUUACGGAGGAGGUGGAAGUUCAUCGAGUGCAGGAGGAAAUAGUAUCGCCAGUUCAGCUGUUAUCUCAUCUGACUCUGAUGAACCACCAUCAAUUGAAGAACUCGCUAAAAGAGGUCUAAUUCCGGAAGGCUAUGAAAUCGAAGGUCUCAGUUCGAAGCCAAAACCUGCUCCAGCUCCAACAGCACCACCAAAAAAGAAAGCUACUUACGUCUAUCUCGAAGAACAAGCCGACGGAAGUUUCAAAAUUCAAGGAGUCAAGGCCAAUGGCGAGAAAGAAACAAAAACCACUGGUGCCGAAGUUGAAAGUAUUCUUGAGAGAAUCAGAAGCGGAGAAAUUAAAUUGCCACCCUCAGUGACGAGAUUAAUUCUGCCCAACGACCAAGAAGUAACCCUAGAUAAUGGAAAGAUUGUCCAACAACCCAGAACAACAACAACCACCACCACAACAACAAGACGCCCCACAACUACCACAACAACAACGACAACAACUUCAACCACUACACCAACUCCAUUCAUUCCAACAAGACCUCGAGUGACAGUAACAAGAAACUCUCAGCCAGUCUAUCCAACGACGGUAAUUCCACUUAACCAGCGAUCCAGUGAAGGUCAUUUGCUUCAGGAAUCCUCAAACUCAUAUCGCAGCACUCCAGACCCUAAUCAAUAUCAAGAUCCUUCAAUCCCAUAUGUGACAACAUCUCAUUCAAUUUAUGAACCUUCGAUUCAGAUAAGUUCCACAUACGCUCCAGUCACCGAACGUCUGACAGCCACAACUGUCGAGCAGCAGGUAAUCGAACAGCACAACCUUCCGAAUUUCAGUGAGGACCUUAUUCAAAUUCUCAAGUCGAAUGGUCUCUUUGCAAUGGCAAAGUAUUUAAGACAAUCGGGACUGGAUAGUAUUUUGAACGAAACCGGACCAUAUACAAUUUUUGUUCCAACCGACAAGGCUUUUAAGAAUCUCUUAAUUCAACUAGGAGGACCUGAGAGAGCAGAGGAAAAAUUCAAGUCAAACCCACGACUUUUGAGUGGGCUUCUUCUUCAUCAUGUGAUACCUGGAUCCUUUGAAAUAUCAAGCUUGCAGGAUGAAAUGACUGGAGUAUCGCUAGCAGGGACUCAGUUAAGGGUCAACCAAUAUACCAUGCACGAUCAGGAAUGGAAUGACGUCGUCCUGACAACAAUCAAUGGUGCUAUGGUAGUGAAUGACCGAAAGGACAUAAAGAUACCUCAAGGUAUCGCCCAUGCUGUGGACCGUGUAAUGUUCCCGUUGCCAGUUGGUGAUCUUCUUCAAACUUUGCAAUCUGAUCGAGAAGCAAGAUUUGCAACAUUCCUCAAAGUUGUAUUCACUUCAGGACUUUCUGAAAAACUUCAAGCAAAGGGUGUCAAAACCUAUACAGUAUUUGCUCCCACUGAAAAGGCAUUCAGAGAGCUUGAACCUGAUGUUCUAGAGAAACUACAAACCGACAAAGAUGCUGCCGAAGAAUUUGCCAUGAAACACAUUGUCCCCGGAACACUUUUCUCCGCCGGAAUGAGAUUUUAUCAAGUAAAAGACUCUCUACUUACUGGCAAAACUGUGAUCCUACAAAAGACAAGUGCUGGUAAAAUUAAGGUCAACGAUGCACAAAUGGUCACAUCAAAUAUUCCCUCAACGAAUGGUGUGAUACAUGCGAUAGAUGGUAUUCUUUCGUGAGACAAUAAAAACGAUUGAAGUCUAUUAAAUAUACAAAAGUUAUUUAGUCUA